Molecule: messenger RNA, 2487 nt
Organism: Cololabis saira (Pacific saury)
Lineage: Eukaryota; Metazoa; Chordata; Actinopteri; Beloniformes; Belonidae
Gene: gcna
Product: germ cell nuclear acidic peptidase
Exons: 13
Coding region: 45-1763 (572 amino acids)
Cellular component (GO): nucleus
Source: RefSeq, a predicted model, not a curated record
CCUGUUUUUCUUUUAAUAAAAGAGACGCCGAUGUGGGGGGAAUCAUGAACCGUGAACUCUGCGAAUCCUUUGAAAGAGUUGCUAAGAAGAUGGGAUGGAUGGAGGACGGAGGACUGGACGCAGCAGAGAAAAGAUUGUUUAACCAGAUUGGCAAAACACGGCAUGUUGGGACUAGUCACCAGGCAGCCAGGACGUCCUUGAGCGGCUCCAGCGAUGACGAGUUUGACAAUUUCCUUGUUGAAAGGUUGAAAAGUAAAGCUAAUCCACAGAAGCCACGCAGUGCAGCAAAAACACAAAGAUCAACUGUUCAUGUGGUGAGCUCAGAUGAUGACGAUGUUACCUUUGAGACCUUUCUACAGCGAGUGAAAACUCCUACUUCCAAACCCAAGAAAACAGAGAGAGGGAGUGAGGACAGCCUUAAAAACUUCAUAGUGAAUGACUACUCAUCUGACGAUGACUUCAUUGAGACGAAACCAUCUUUCAGAGUUCCCCAAAAGAGCCAUACUCCAGCAGCCCAGCAUCUAUUAAGGAGACCACUGUCUCAGUUAAACUCACCGGUCUUUGUCAGUGACAAUGAUGACGACGAUGAUGUUGUUAUCAAGAGUACCUGGAAGAUUCGUCAUUCAAAGCCAAAGCCACAGCUAAAGGCUAGCAAAAGUGAUGAAGAGAACCGCGUACCAUCACUGCCUUUGCCUCCCAGUCCUUUGCCUGUUUCUUAUCCUAGGAAAACUCAUCCCGCAUCCUCACCCAGCCGCACCUUCUCUGCGCCUUCUCGGCUGGACGAUUCCAGUAGCUCCGACGAGGAGUUUUUAUCCUUACUGGAAAGGCUGAAAAAGAAAACCAAUCCCACAAGCACUUCAUUUUCACCGAAGACCACCAAAGACUCUGACAAGCAGCCUCCUGUCUCAGUGCCUCCUGGGAUAUUUGCAACCCCGAACUUGAAACCUUUAAGAGAAACGCCUAAACAUAUGAAGACACCAGGGAAGUCCUCCAUUUUGAAGCCCAGAGUCAGUCAGACAGAGCCAAGAUGCCGCCCCACCAGCAGGUUGGCAGCGUGUAAAACUCCAGGCUGCUUCCUGGAGUCGCUCACAAACCCGGACUCCAGGUACGGGUCCAGUUUCAAGAAGAACAAGGAAGAACUCACGAGCAAACUCUACCAGCUGUACAACACCAGUGUGUUUGACAAUAAGCUCUCAGUAAAAAUGUCUGUGACCUGGAACAAAAAGAUGCGGAAAACUGCAGGAUACUGCGUCACGGGGCAGGAAAAGGGUGGAGGAAUGCGAUAUGCUCGCAUCGAGCUGUCAGAAAAAGUCUGUGAUUCUGCAGAUCGUCUCAGAGACACGCUGAUACACGAAAUGUGUCACGCUGCAACGUGGCUGAUAAACGGAGUAAGGGACGGCCACGGAAACUUCUGGAAGCUGUACGCUCGCAAAUCCACACUGAUGCAUCCCGAGUUGCCAAUGGUAACGCGCUGCCAUAGUUACGACAUAAAGUACAAGUUCCAGUAUCAGUGCACCCGCUGCCAGAACACGAUCGGUCGCCAUUCCAAGUCUCUGGACACACAGAGGUUUUCGUGCGCCCUCUGCAUGGGUCGGCUGGCCCUACUCACGCCUUCUAAGCCGCGCGCUCCUGCGCCCUUCGCCAACUUCGUCAAAGAAAACUAUGGCAGCGCGCGAAAGGAGCUCGCAGGGCAGAGCCACACGGAGGUGAUGCGAAAACUGAGCGCAGACUUUGCCACAAAGACGAAACUCAGUGAAAGCUGAGCUUGAAACAUUACAGAAAACAUGCUCAUGUUCCAAGAUAUUUCCAGAUUUCUGAGCCACCAUAGUUUGCAAGAGUGAAUUUAUUUUCAUUUUAUUUUUCUAAAUAGUUUGACUUGUCUCCUCUGUGUGUGUAUGUCAUGGGGGUAUUUGUCGCUGGAAAGUCUUAGCUUACACAGUUAAUUUCUGUUCCUGACUUUGUCUGUGUGUGUUUGUAAUGGAAAUGCGGUCCCUGAAAUCCAAACCAGCUGCUGUUCAUUUCUACUUAAGAUAACUUGAGAUCAGUUUCCUCAGGGAGUUGACACGGGUAAAUGUUUUAGUUUUAUUGUUGUGGGGUUUUUUUUAUUGUUAGUGGUUCUCUUUUCCAUGUCUUUUUUUUUUUUUUUUAUAUACCCUAAUUAAAUAAUUUACAAAUAAAGUCAAGCAUUGUAAGGUGAUAACUAAUAUUUCACACAUUUCUGUACAGAUAUCAACAUAUAAACAGGUGGGUUGCUUCAUCACAGAUAAAAGCUAAAUCAAGUGGUAAUAGUUUAAAGUUUUGCGACUUGUUUAAUGAAAAUGUGUUUUGGAGAACUAACUUUGAUACUUUAAAUAGGCCAUGUUUACUUUUCAACUACGGGUUUUAAGUAUUGUUAUUUCGUAAUCUUAGGGUAUUAUGUGUUUGUUUGGUUAAAAGUGAAUGCACUUCUGUCCUGAGAGUAGUAUUGUAGCUGACUUGAAUAAAAAU